CACUUGGUAUCGACAUCAUUCCAUUCAACCAGAUUGCAUUGAACCAUUGCAUUGAACCAGAUUAAAAAUAUUCUCACAAUCUUCAUCAAAAUAAAUUUAUCUUCUUUACGUAAAGUUAAUAUUAGUUACAUUCCUCAAGGGGCUAAUGAAAAAUACUUUAGGCUUAGAUCAGGAAGCUCUUUUCCAACUAUAUCCUGAAUGUUGGUUCUAUUCUCUAAUGGAUAUAUCUUUCCUUAAAAAAAAAAAAAAGUAUAGUUGAUUCGAUGUGGUGACCUUACCUACAUAAAACUCUUAUGUAAUGACUCUAGUUUUCUUACGUAUGGUCGUUUUGUUCCUAAAAAAAAUACUUAAAUAAUUAUUCUCCCGCGAUAUCUCUAAUCAAACAACACACACACUGACUCUCACUCACCUCAACUUCAUCAAUGCGAAUUCUUCUUUUUCUAAGUUCUUCCUAUGCUGAUUUGUGUCUCAUUCUGACGUAAUGACGAACAAACUUCCCGUCCGGUCUCGCCGCCGUCCCCGCUCCGGCGCCUACUACGCCUGCGCUGUCGGAUCCGCUGUCCUCCUCCUCCUAUUUUUCUCUGUUUCCCUUCUCUACUCCCGCCUCUCCCUCUCUCAUCCCCACAAUUCCCUCCUCAGUCAUAACCGCAACAGGAAUCCUGCCUCCGAAUACGACGACGUUUCCCUCACUAACCCUCUCAUUUCCGAUGUCGUUUCCCAGGACGACGAUCCCCUAGCCUCCGCCGAGGACCGCAUUGACGAGCUCGAUGACGUCGUUGAGGAGGCUUCCGUUAGGGAAGAAAGUUUUGAGGAAGACGAUGAUUCAACUCCUGUGACGAAAUCCAAUCGACCUAGGGAUUAUGGUUAUUUCUACGAUCACAUGAACGGCGUGAUUCGUAGGGCCUUCAGUCGGAGAUCGAUUGAGGAUUGGGAUGACGAGAAUUUAGGGUUUAAUGUGGGAUUGACGACAGAGGAUCAGAGUAAGGCUGCGUUUGGAUCCGACGAUGUUCCUGUGGACGAAGCUGUGAGGAGGAAGGCCAGCGAAGUGGCAAGUGUCGAGGAUGCGCUAUUACUGAAAUUGGGUGGGAGAGUUUCUCCGUUAAGAGAGGGUUGGGGAGAAUGGUUCGAUAAGAAGAGCGAUUUUUUGAGGAGAGAUCGAAUGUUUAAGUCAAAUUUGGAGGUUUUGAAUCCAUUGAAUAAUCCAUUUUUGCAAGACCCUGACGGAUUGGGGGUCACCACUCUCACGAGGGGCGAUCGUCUGGUUCAGAAAUUGAUCUUGAAUGAUUUUAAGAGAGUUCCAUUUCUAAUGAAGAAGCAAUUGAGAGUUAAUUCAGUUUCAGGGGUUUCUCUCAAAUCUAGAGGUGAUGAGAAUGUCUCAGGAAGGGUUGUCUUGUCCAGAAGUAAGAUUAAGAGAGGUUUGAAUGAAGUUCCGGAAAGUGGAUCGGAUAGGAAGAAGCCCGUUAAUGGCGGCCUGGGUGUGGACUCUGAUGGGGUUCGUGGGAAAUCGGAGUUUUCGAGUCACAUUUACGCAGAUGGCAAGAGAUGGGGUUACUAUCCUGGUUUGCUGCCGUAUCUGUCUUUCUCGGAUUUCAUCGAUGAGUUUUUCAAGAUUGGCAAGUGUGAGAUGAGAGUUUUCAUGGUAUGGAAUUCUCCACCAUGGAUGUAUAGUGUCCGGUACCAAAGGGGACUCGAGAGUUUACUCUAUCAUCAUCGAGAGGCCUGUGUUGUUGUGUUGUCAGAGACCAUUGAACUUGAUUUCUUUGAAGAGAGCUUUCUAAAGGAUGGUUAUAAAGUUGCUGUUGCUAUGCCAAAUCUUGAUGAGCUGCUGAAGGAUACACCGACCCAUGUAUUUACUUCUGCCUGGUUCGAAUGGAGAAAGACCAAGUACUAUUCUACUCAUUAUAGUGAGCUUGUCCGCCUUGCUGCACUGUACAAAUAUGGUGGAUUAUAUCUGGAUUCUGAUAUCAUAGUUUUGAAACCACUAUCUUCACUUAGCAAUUCUAUUGGAAUGGAGGAUCCAGUUAAAGGAAGCUCUUUGAACGGAGCAGUGAUGCUGUUUAGAAGGCACAGUCGCUUUCUAAUGGAGUGCAUGAAAGAGUUCUAUAUGACAUAUGACGAUACUCGCUUGAGAUGGAAUGGGGCGGAACUUUUGACUAGAGUUGCAACUAAAUUCUUAGAAAGGGAGAGAAGUCCCAUUAAAGAGCUAGAGUUGAGAGUGCAUCAUUCUCCAAUUUUCUUCCCUAUUGGCUCUCAGAAUAUAACGAGAUACUUCACUGCACCGACAACAGAGACUGAAAAAUUUGAACAGAAUUCUCUGUUUGAAAAGUUUUUGGAAGAGUCAAUGACAUUUCACUUAUGGAAUAGCUUAACAUCUGCUCUCAUUCCAGAACCUGAUAGCCUUGUGGCAAGGCUUAUUGAUCAGUACUGUAUCCGGUGCUCUGAUGUGUUGUAAAUUCACUUUAUAGUUGACCAUUUUUCUCCUCUCCAGGUCUUAAUAGAGAAGGUAUUAAACUGCCAAAAUUACCAAAUAAGUAUUUCUCUAACACAAAAAGAAAAGAAAAAGUUCAGGCAAUACUCUGUUUUGAUGAGCCAAACACCAGAGUUGGCGACCCAAUUAGGUCUUGUACUGUUGUAGUUUUGUAUCUCUGUAUGUUCACCCCCAUAAAGUAGAGCUUUCGUCUGUAUGUUGCUUAAAAUUGUCUAUACGUAGGAAGAUGUCUCUUAGCCCAAAUUUUUGGAGGUUAGUGUUGUUUCUAUACCUUUGGUCUAAGCCACUUCUGCAACUGUUUUUUGGGAUGAGGACUUGGGAUAUUUCCCAUCCCUCAACCAGUUAGACAUGUCCAAUGGCAUAUAGAUCAGGAUAUGUAUUGUGCAGCAUGCCGCAACAGGAGGUGCUGGUUAUGAUGAACACUCAGAUAAAUUAACAGGGCGUAUUGGCCUUUACAUCUCAACAGUUGGUUUGCUUGUUUUCAAAGGCGGAACCAAGAGCAUGUGCUGUAUUGCUUUUCCACUAAUAUCUUUGUACAUCAGAAUCAACUGUUCGGAAUCAAUAGAAUUUAUUUAUAUAUGUGUUGCAGUUAGUUUGGAGGCAUUUCAUUUGUAAUACCGUGAUGAGAAAUUCUCUGCAAUAAAGUUGAAAACACAAAAAUAUAUAUUUGGGAGAUACUAGUUCUUACCUUUUUUUUUUAUCAAACAUAACAUUUAUCUAAUUAUUAAAACUGUAUCAAUGGGUUAUGGUUUGGUAGCAUACCAAUUACAUUGGCCUAUUUCUUUAAAGGCACAUGAUUUCAGCUUAAAAGUUUUGUGCAUGUGUCGCCUCUUGUUAUUUAUCUUGCUCUUCGUGUUAUAAUCUACCUGCCCCAUCUUCUAAUAUAUUAUGAUUAUGAUAGUUGUUAUUAUUGCAAUUGUUCUUUCUCAUUGCAUAAUUUUCUUAGUAGUUUACUGUUCUCCACAUGCAUCAUUUAGGACUUGGGGGUACAUUUCAUGCAUACGUGGACCUACAAUUUUAUAUGAAUUCAAAUGCUAUGUAUUGUGGACGCGCAUCAUAAAAAUGAUUGAUAAAUAUAUGAAUUCAAAUGCUAUAAUUUUAUUUUAUUGCUUUUCAUAUCUGAUUGAAAAAAAAGAAAACCAUGGUCCACCACGGCCAUGAUAAUUGUGGGUGGCAUCAAGCAUUUUGGCGUGAUUGAAUUGGUUCACCAACACUGAUGAAUGGGAAGUCAAUUUUUAAUCGCUUAUAUCUGCCCCCUAUAAAUUAUUAUGGCUGUAAUAUAACAUUAGGUGGUAACUAAGAUGAAAUCCUAGUGAAUUAUGUACAACGAUGACUUUCUUUUGUUACUACAAUGAAGAACAUGAACUAUCAGAUAACAAAACAACAUCAAUCUGAAACAGUACGCAAGAAUCAAAUGAUAACAACAUAAUUGCACAACACCCCAAUCUCCCACAUUCUAGUCCAAAGCAUUUGGUCCAAAACAUCUCCUUCUCACAGGGUUCCACACCCACUGAAUCAUAAACUUCCUCCCUUUCACUCCAUUAACAUUGUAUCCAACUCCCCUAGAGCCCUUAUAAACUUUGCCCACAUAGCCUCCACCCCCACCACUCCCAUAAACACCCAUACACAAGUCAGCUAUCUCUGUUGGAGCAGUUGGAUCCUCCCCAGCAUACCAAGCAUUCACAAGAGGAUUACUUGACACCUCUGCAAGCUCAUGAGCUAACACACUGAUCAUCCCAUCAACACCGGCAUCCCCAUUUGGUGGGCGCAUCACGUUGCCACCGCCGACUCCUCCAGCCCCGGGAGGUGGCAUUUUCGAGUAGUCAGGCCAAGCAAAUGGGUAGGCACACAUUCCAGGGCACUGUGAACCGCUGUAGCCCACCCAUGCAUAGGGCACAGUCACCCCAACUAUAGUGGGGAAGGUGAAGUAAUGGAAACCACAAACUGCCCUGCAAAAAUCUUGGACUCGGACAUCUGAAGAGGUUAGGACAAGGUAAAGACCAUUGUGUGGGUUGAGUGGAAGAGCUCUAUGGUUUGAAUUGGUGACUGCAGUGUUGAUUAUGGAUUGGAUAUCAAGACGACUUAGGUAACUUCCAUGGGAGUAGCUUGAGUCAAACGAUUCUCCAGAUAGGAUGAUGUUACCGGUUAUGUUGGAGCCGGUUUGGUCGGUGUAGAACCGGACAGUUCGCCACCAGUCGGAGACAGAAGGAUAAGGAGCCUGAGAUGAGAGUGAGUAGAUGAAGUCUCUUAUGGUGGAUUGGUGUGUUGGAUUCCAAUGUCCAUACCAUAUUAUAUAGAGGUUCAUGGGUGAAGCAAGGACUGGACCCAUAUGGUACCGGAGGUCCACUAGGUCAGAAGAACCUUCAUAGUUCUUGGCUUCAUUGAAUUGUCUGUUUUGAUUCAGGGAAAAAGCAAGAGAUGAAAAUGAAGAAAAGAAAGAAAGUGAUAGGAGGAGGAAGAAGAGGCAUUGCAAUAGUUGUUUUUGCAUCUUUGUUUAGAUAUUUGGUGUUGUUGUGAGU
Messenger RNA from Cannabis sativa, 5007 nucleotides. RefSeq lists its product as uncharacterized. Bases 482 to 2452 code for a protein of 656 amino acids. The record is from RefSeq and is a predicted model, not a curated record. NCBI's taxonomy places the organism in Eukaryota, Viridiplantae, Streptophyta, Magnoliopsida, Rosales, Cannabaceae. The transcript is spliced from 5 exons.